AACCUCGACAGUCAGUCCUCCAGUUCGAGCCACGCUGAGACCACGCUCACAGGUGUCGCUCUCUCGCAAUCCGUCGUCAUUCUCACCGUGUUUCCAUCACGUUUACAUUUUCAACCCUGAAUUUCGUGUCUUUCCUGAAACAAGCUAUUUUCGCCGUGUUUCGUUUUCAACGCGUAGUGAUUCCAGCCUGAAUUUACUCGUAUUUUCAACAGUUCCAGCUACUUAUUCUCGCCGUUUUGUGCGCUGUUUCGUGCGAUAAGAACAGUAUCGCUGUGGUUUCUCACACUUAUUGCUUCGAUUCGUGUCAAAAACAUUUUAUCGCUCUACAUUCUGUUUCCUCCUUGUUUUUGUGGACAAUUUUCGUUGUUUCCUAAUUUAUUGCGAACAUUCUUUAUUCUCCGUUCAUUUAUAUGUUUUUAUUAAAAAACUUUGCUUCCGAUCUGUGUGCAACUAGAAUAAUCACACUAGAUAUCUCGUCGGUUGAAAUUGUGUUUAUAACUCAUUUUACGGACAUAUUUUUCGUGUGCGCAAGUCUUCUAAAUGCGCUAAUUUUGACUUUCCUAUCCUGAUUUUGGAAAUCCAAACUUUCAAGAUGCAUUUGGACAAAUCCGAAAAAUCCGAGCCUUGCACGGUAGUCGCUCGCCCGACCCUGAAGUCCUCCUUCAGCAUCAGCGCGAUCCUUGAAGACUCAACCUCAAGCUCCGAUCCUUCGAGCCCGGCAAUCGUCACCUCCUUCAGCGACACUGAAGCGCCUUCAGACUCCGAGCCGGCCACCCCACCGCCAGCCCCGCUCGACUGCACGAAACCCAAAGAAGACGACAAGAAGGCCGCCAAGCCGUCCUUCAGCUACAACUCCCUCAUCAUGAUGGCCAUCCGCGACUCCCCCGAGAAACGGCUGACCCUCAACGGGAUCUACGAGUACAUUAUGAAGAACUUCCCGUACUACCGCGACAACAAGCAGGGCUGGCAGAACUCCAUCCGGCACAACCUGUCGCUCAACAAGUGCUUCGUCAAGGUGGCGAGGAACUUCGACGACCCCGGCAAAGGCAACUACUGGAUGUUGGACGCUUCGGCGGCCGACGUAUUCAUAGGCGGAACCACCGGGAAGCUCCGCCGACGCAACACCGCCGCCUCGCGGACCCGCCUAUCAGGGUUCCGAAGGGCGAUUGGGUUCCCCGCUGGUGUUUUUCCUCAACCCUAUGCGCCGUACUUCGCGCCCAGGUUACCGGAGUACUACACCCCCGCCUACUUCGUCGCAGGGUCCCCGACGAUCUCCUCAAUUCAGAAGGCAGCGCCUACUCCUACGCCUGUGCCAGCCUAUGACAGACAGCGGGCCUCCCCGCCUUACCCUGGAAGCCCCCUGGAACUUGCUGUCCGACAGCAACAGAUGAUGUACAUCCUCCAGAAUCAACCCAUGUUCCCAGCCUCGAGGGAAGAAGGACAGAGGAUGCUUGCCUCCACGUGAUUUUAAGGUCUGUAAUAUAUGUAAAAAUUAGCUUUAGGUUUUUUACUGCGCUGU
Messenger RNA from Bemisia tabaci, 1519 nucleotides. NCBI's taxonomy places the organism in Eukaryota, Metazoa, Arthropoda, Insecta, Hemiptera, Aleyrodidae. The record is from RefSeq and is a predicted model, not a curated record.